Molecule: messenger RNA, 288 nt
Organism: Puccinia triticina
Lineage: Eukaryota; Fungi; Basidiomycota; Pucciniomycetes; Pucciniales; Pucciniaceae
Exons: 1
Coding region: 1-288 (95 amino acids)
Source: RefSeq, a predicted model, not a curated record
AUGCCACUGAGCCCAACAUUUGAGGAGUUGUCGAGCAUCCGGACCCGCAAGCCGUUAGAGGAGGAGCUUGGAUUGAGUGCGGCAGAUGCCGUGGCCACCAACCGGCUCAACAGCACAUUCCACAACAACAACGCUGAAGCAGUCCUGCACAAAUUAAGUCCCGUUGUUUUCCCUGUGAACUUUGCCAACAUUCCUGUUGUUGUCCCCAUCCCCACCCUCUCCUCUGUUCAUCCCAAUUCGCCCCAGGGAGCAGAAGCCCCGCUCCGCAACGCAAGCGGCACUUCUUGA